This is a messenger RNA of Bicyclus anynana (squinting bush brown), 845 nucleotides long. It is a transcript of the gene RpL13, whose product is annotated as 60S ribosomal protein L13. The coding region runs from base 152 to 814 and encodes 220 amino acids. The record is from RefSeq and is a predicted model, not a curated record. Gene Ontology annotation, cellular component: ribosome; cytosolic large ribosomal subunit. NCBI's taxonomy places the organism in Eukaryota, Metazoa, Arthropoda, Insecta, Lepidoptera, Nymphalidae. Gene Ontology annotation, molecular function: structural constituent of ribosome; RNA binding. Gene Ontology annotation, biological process: translation. The transcript has 5 exons.
AUACAGAAGGCUCAAAAAGGUUAGAACCCAAAGCAUUAUUUUAUUACCAGUUUUUAAAAUAAAAAGAAUCACAGAGUAGAAAAAACAGCGAUUUCUGUUUUCUUUUUGACUUGUACGUUUAACCCUGUGGUGAAGUGGGGUUAUUUCAAUCAUGGGGAAAGGAAAUAAUAUGAUUCCUAAUGGUCAUUUCCAUAAAGAUUGGCAAAGGUUUGUAAAGACAUGGUUUAAUCAACCGGCGAGGAAACACCGUAGAAGGCAAAAUAGAAUCAAGAAAGCCAAAGCAAUUGCUCCUCGCCCUGUCGCUGGACCUCUCCGUCCGGUAGUUCGUUGCCCCACUGUCCGCUAUCACACUAAAGUUCGUGCCGGGCGCGGUUUCACUCUACGGGAAAUCAGGGCUUCUGGAUUAAAUCCUGCUUUUGCAAGAACAAUUGGUAUUGCUGUGGAUCCACGAAGGCGUAACAAAUCUGUAGAAUCUCUGCAGAUAAAUGUUCAGAGAUUAAAGGAAUACCGUGCAAGACUCAUUCUUUUCCCUAAGGGCAAGAAGGUCCUGAAAGGAGAAGCUACUGAAGAGGAGCGUAAAGUUGCUACACAGCUUCGUAGUCCACUUAUGCCAGUACAGCAACCUGCACCUAAAUCUGUUGCUCGUGUUAUUACUGAUGAAGAAAAAGACUUCAAAGCCUACCAAUAUCUCAGAGGGGCACGUUCAAUCGCUAAACUUGUUGGCAUCCGAGCCAAGAGGCUGAAGGAUGCUGCAGAGAACCCUGAUGAUGUUACUAAAGCACCAUCAGCCAAGGAACCUAAAGCUAAGAAGUGAAUAGACCAAUAAACUUGUCUUAAAAAAAAUA